Messenger RNA from Porites evermanni, 1419 nucleotides. Lineage: Eukaryota; Metazoa; Cnidaria; Anthozoa; Scleractinia; Poritidae. The record is from the annotation of a GenBank genome assembly.
AUGGUUUCUUGGAAAGAAUUGAGAGAGCUUAUAGUGCUCUACUACGACAUGAAAGUCCUCAAUGACGCCGAAUUUCUCUUACUAUACGACCUUUACAGCCCACAAAACCUGGACUUGCCGUGUGACUUGUAUCCACAUUUCGACCUCCAAAACCUUACCGAAGAUGAAUGUGUGGCCGAAUUUCGGUUCAGGAAAACUGAUAUCCCAAGGCUUUCUCAAGCUUUGCGGAUUCCUGAUGUUAUAAUUUGUCACCAAGGAACAAUUUGUGAAGGAACUGAAGGACUAUGUAUGCUUUUGAAGCGGUUGUGCUACCCUUGCCGAUACAGCGAUAUGGUCCACUUGUUCGCUAGGCCGGUUCCUGUAUUGUGUAUGAUUACAAAUCAAGUUUUGGAUUAUAUCUAUCAAGCUCACAGCCAUCGCAUUCUGCAGUGGAAUCAUCAGCAACUAAGCCAAGCCAAUCUUGAGAGAUUUGCCGAAGUUGUUCACCGAAAAGGAGCCCCACUUAAUAACUGUUUUGCUUUUGUUGAUGGGACAGUUCGCCCUAUUUGUAGGCCCGGCACUGUCAACCAGAGGUUGCUUUACAAUGGACACAAACGUAUCCAUGGAAUCAAGUUUCAGUCUGUUGUUACCCCAGAUGGAAUGAUUGCAAAUAUGUAUGGCCCUGUUGGUAAGUUGUUUUUUUUUUAGAAAAUGGAAUCUGGGGUUUAUAGGGUGAGGAGGCAACUGUUUAAGUGUAUUUUUUUUUCUUUUGAUCUUGAGAAAUCGCUUGAAAUGAAGCUUCUUGGAAACACACAACUCCUUUUUAUGAGAAAUUAAAAAAAAGAAACUCUUACAAAUUAAAACACUUCACUUUCAUUACCUCAUAGCCAAGCUGACUAUGUUGUAAUAAAUAUAUCAAUGAACAAAUAAAUAGUUUCAUUUUUCCUGAAUUGUUAUAGUUACAAGAAAAAUGAAUGAAAUAUCCCUGUGAGACCCUUGAUGCUUCAACGUUCUUUUAACAAAAUGUUAUGACUUUUUCACUUAUCUGACUGAACUUUAACACUCCUCCUGUCCAUGAAUUUUGUUGCAGAAGGAAGAAAGCAUGAUGCAGGUAUACUUGCUGAGUCUCACCUUUUGGAUGAUCUCCGCCAGUAUGCCUUCAGCCUGGCUGGACAACCACUUUGUAUUUACGGGGAUCCUGCUUACCCCAUCCGUGUACACCUUCAAUGUCCAUUUAGAAAUGGGGUUUUAACCCCACAGAUGGAAGCUUACAAUACUGCUAUGAGCUCAGUGAGAACAAGUGUGGAGUGGCUCUUCGGAGACAUAAUCAAUUACUUCAAGUUUCUGGACUUUAAAAAGAACUUAAAGUUGGGACUGAGUAGUGUGGGGAAAAUGUACAUCGUCAGUGCUAUCCUUAGAAAUGGGCUAACAUGUCUAUAG